AUAAUACUCAUAAACCCAAAAAUACAUUUUUCCUUUCCCGAAAUUCUUUUUUUUGUUAAUAUUAUUAUCAUGACAAGACGAAAUUUACUCAAAAGGCUACGAACCAAAGCCAUGUGAUGACUACAUCAGUACCACGUGUCAAGAUCUAAGGACUUAACGAGUUACGAGUGUGUCGUGGGCCAUCGACCAUGGAAAAGCAACGAGUCUUUAGGUGAAUGUUUUACUUGCUAUAACCGGUAACAACGGGUCUGGUAAUACCGGUAGCUCCGGUGGUUGGUUGAGUUAUAUGGCUAUGGGGGUUUAAGCAAGAAAGACGUGGUCGUGUUCUUCUUAUAAGGGUUUUUGUUUAUAAUUUGGUAAUCGAAAAAGAGAGAUUUGAUAAAAUCCUUUGUGUUGAAGGAAAAAAAAAUCAUAUAGGUAACGUUUGAUACAAGUAAAAAAAAAAAAUUUCCAUCACUUUCUUGGGUAAAAAAAACAUGGGUUAGAGGAAAAACUGGGGAAAAGAUUUUAGAUUAAGUGCGUAAAGAAUUCUGAUUCCUUCGUCUCCGAUCUCUCAUUUUUCUGGAGAAAUUGUCAAAAAUUUCAGAUAUCUAUAUUGUCUUGGAACUGAAGAUUCAUCGAAAGAUUGGUGAGUUUUAUUCGCUGCUUAUCGCUUGUGGCAAUCACAUCAUCUGUGUUAUGCAUCCAAGUAAUGGUGUCACAUAAAGUCUUAGAAUUUGGAGAUGAUGGUUACAAAUUACCUGCUCAAGCUCGAGCUCCGAGAUCACUCCGGAAGAAGCGCAUUUACGAAAAGAAGAUACCAGGAGAUGAUAAGAUGUGCGCGAUUGACUUAUUGGCCACCGUAGCUGGAAGCUUGCUUCUCGAGAGCAAAAGUCCGGUAAACGCGUGUCUAGUUGUACAAAAUACUGUAAAGAAUGAAUACCCGGCUGAUGAAAACCCCGUAAAGGCGGUUCCUUAUUCGGAAUCCCCGAGCCUAUUUGACAAUGGCAAGUGUGGAUUUAGCUCUGUGAUAACAAAUCCUAAUCACUUGUUGGUAGGUGACAAAGUAGGAAAGGAGGUGGAGGGUUUUAGUAGUUUGGGUGUGAGUGGUGAUGUAAAGCCUGAUGUUGUAGCUAGUAUAGGUAGUAACAGUAGUACCGAGGUGGGAGCAUGUGGGAACGGUAGUCCCAACGAGUCUCGGGAUGAUGUAAAUUUGUUUAGUAGAAAUGAUGAUGAUGAAAACUUUUCGGGUUACAUUCGAACUCGUAUGACUAGGCCUGUGCCUCGUAUUGGAGACAGAAGAAUUAGGAAGAUAUUGGCAUCUAGACAUUGGAAAGGAGGUUCGAAGAACAACACAGAUGCAAAGCCAUGGUAUUGCUCAAAGAGGAGUUAUUACUUGCACCAUCAUCAGAGGAGUUAUCCCAUCAAGAAAAGGAAAUACUUUGACAGUGUUUACGACUCGAACUCUGAUGAUUACCGUUUGCAAGGAAAGACUCAUAAAGGAAGCAGAACAAUAUCUUCCAUGAAAAGUCGAAAUGCGUCCUUUGUGUCAAGGGAUCAUCAUGUGAAGCUGCGGAUCAAGUCUUUUAGGGUGCCUGAGCUUUUCGUAGAGAUUCCAGAAACUGCUACUGUUGGCUCCUUGAAGCGGAUGGUGAUGGAAGCAGUGACCACCAUACUGGGUGAUGGACUUCGAGUCGGGCUGAUGGUUCAAGGAAAGAAAGUCCGAGAUGAUGGCAAAACUCUUCUUCAGACUGGGAUCUCUGAGGAGAACAACCACUUGGAUUCUCUUGGUUUCAGCCUUGAACCUAGCUUAGAGACCACCCCUCAACCACUGUUAUCCAGUUAUCUGUCAGAUCAUGCCUGUGAUGAUGUGACGUUAUGCCACGACAAUGCGUUGGAUUCUAGUCAUGAGCCAGAACCAUCCCCAGCUGACUCAUUUGGGAAACUAGGCACAAGUGAUCAUUCUAGAGCUUUGAUUCCUGUUGCCUCAGCAGCAAUGCUGGCUCCUCGGCCUCCUAACCGUAAGUUUAAAAGGACUGAGCAGCAGCUAGCUGCACAACGCAGAAUUCGUCGACCUUUCUCAGUUACUGAAGUAGAAGCACUGGUCCAAGCCGUUGAGAAACUCGGAACCGGAAGGUGGAGAGAUGUGAAGGUUCGUGCUUUCGAGGACGCAGACCAUCGUACCUAUGUUGAUCUCAAGGAUAAGUGGAAGACGCUGGUCCACACGGCAAGGAUAUCUCCACAACAGCGGAGAGGAGAGCCGGUGCCACAGGAACUUCUGGACCGUGUUUUGAAGGCACACGCUUACUGGUCACAACACCUAAUGCAUCAACUGCAGACUGAGCCACCAUCCACUCAGGUAGAGGCUCUCUAAUCUGAACAGGUUCUUGGUCUAAAGAACCUUUGUGUAUUAUUAUGAUGAUCCAUAUUGUAAGAUUCUGACAUAGUUGAAGAUCUGGUCUCAGUUCUUCUUUGUUUUUUUUUUUCUUUCUUUCAAAUGUAAAGUUUUAUAAUUGGAAAUAAGGUUGGGUUUUUUCUAACAAUGUAAAGGAUUUGUUGUAAAUCUUUGGUGACAUUUUUAUUCUGUCUAUAUGAUUUAUGGCUCGGCCUAUCAUAUCACAACGACAACGAACUGAUAUAUAUAUACCUCAUCCAAACUCUAGGAGUG
Molecule: messenger RNA, 2647 nt
Organism: Arabidopsis thaliana (thale cress)
Lineage: Eukaryota; Viridiplantae; Streptophyta; Magnoliopsida; Brassicales; Brassicaceae
Gene: TRFL1
Product: TRF-like 1
Exons: 10
Coding region: 692-2353 (553 amino acids)
Cellular component (GO): nucleus
Molecular function (GO): telomeric repeat DNA binding
Source: RefSeq, marked reviewed